AUUUUCCUGAUUAUUUUCCUCAGAAAAGCAACACAAAAUAUCCAAUCCAAUCAUUAUGUUGGGUGGUGGUUCUCGUAUUUCACUGCACUUGCGUGAGUGUAGCCACCUCCACCUCCUCCACCACUACCAGCACCACCACCACCACAGCUUCAAUUUAGCCCCCUCCACCACCGCAAUCUCCUCCCCCCACAACCGUCAUCAGCUGCAGAGAAUGGUGUCUUACACUAGCAUCCAAUCCAAAUCCGCCGGUGAAAUACCCAUCAUGUCAUCCGAUUGUUUCAGCCAACAUGAAGAUGAUGAUCAUCAGCUUCCCCCUCAAGAAUUCUCCCCUGUUGCAGGAGGAAUAGUGGCUCUUGGAAAGUUUGAUGCUCUUCAUAUAGGUCAUCGAGAACUUGCGAUCCAGGCUUCGAAAGUUGGAACUCCGUAUAUUUUAUCUUUUGUGGGCAUGGCGGAGGUACUCGGAUGGGAGUCGAGGCCACCAGUAGUUGCCAAAUGCGAUCGGCAUAGGGUUCUUGCCUCUUGGGCCCAAUAUUGUGGUAAUGUAACUCCAUCGGAGUUCCAAGUUGAAUUUUCUAGUGUUCGGCAUCUCAGCCCACAGCAAUUUGUUGAGAAGUUGUCCAAAGAGCUCAAAGUAUGUGGAGUGGUUGCAGGAGAAAACUAUCGGUUUGGUUAUAAAGCUGCGGGUGAUGCUUCGGAUCUGGUGACGCUGUGUGAGGAAUAUGGUUUGGAGGCUUACAUUAUAAAUGCUGUUAUGGACAAGAAGCAAGAUCUUCGAAACAUGGAUUUGACAGAUAUAAAGAAUAAAGGACAAGUAUCAUCAACCCGUAUUCGUCAAGUUUUAGCUGUAGGUGAUAUGAAGUACGUGUCAGAACUUCUAGGACGUAGACAUCGGCUUAUGCUGAAGCUAAAAGGCCAUAAAGUAGUGACUACCAGUAGCAAUCAACAGAGGUUUUCGGCUCCCAGGUCAUGUUUCCUGAAUCUACCACCAAAGACUGGUUUCUAUAAGAACUGUUCUCUUUUUUUAGGCAAUGAGAACCCACUGACAUGUAGCGUAGUUAUUGACUCGACAUAUAUCCAUUUAGAAAUGGACGGUUUAGAUAUCAGUAGUUACAUUGGAUCUCCAGAUUUUCAGCUCGUCGGCGUUGAAUUUGGCGAUUGAGGAAUUCGUUGUACUUAUUUGGCUCUUAAUUUCUUUCAUUUUAAUAAAACCAAUUCUUAGAUGAGAAGUUUCAUCUAUUUAUAUCUUGGAAGAUGUUGUGUGUACACUUCAUAAGUGACUCUUUGUAGUCUAUCAAAUGAAAUAUAUUGUAUGUGUUACUUGGAAA
Molecule: messenger RNA, 1325 nt
Organism: Mercurialis annua (annual mercury)
Lineage: Eukaryota; Viridiplantae; Streptophyta; Magnoliopsida; Malpighiales; Euphorbiaceae
Product: FAD synthetase 2, chloroplastic-like
Exons: 5
Coding region: 56-1159 (367 amino acids)
Biological process (GO): C-terminal protein methylation; riboflavin biosynthetic process
Cellular component (GO): endoplasmic reticulum
Molecular function (GO): protein C-terminal S-isoprenylcysteine carboxyl O-methyltransferase activity; FMN adenylyltransferase activity
Source: RefSeq, a predicted model, not a curated record